This is a messenger RNA of Dovyalis caffra, 501 nucleotides long. The record is from the annotation of a GenBank genome assembly. Lineage: Eukaryota; Viridiplantae; Streptophyta; Magnoliopsida; Malpighiales; Salicaceae.
AUGGAGAACCAUAAGCAAGAACAAAAAGAACAAGGAGAGCUAACAAUAUUCAAAGCAAGAGAGUUACUUCCAUCAAACAUAAUACACGGAAGUUUGGUUUACUAUCUUCACAAGAAGAAGGCAGCAUCAAAUCCUAAUCUGUUAGGUGCCCUUAAGAGCUUUCCUGGAAUGCCGAGGGAGUUCUCAUUCCAAGAUCUAAAGAAGGCCAUCAAUAAUUUCAAUAAGAAGUAUAAGCUUGGUCAAGGUGGUUUUGGUGUGGUCUAUAAAGGUGUGCUGCUGAAAGAAAACAUUCAAAUUGCCAUCAAGAAAUUCUCUAGAGACAACAUCAAAAGUCAAAAUGAUUUUUUGUCUGAACUUACUAUCAUUAACUGUCUCUGCCAUAAACAUCUUGUUCGGUUACUUGGACAUACGGAAUUAUUUUACAGCAAGUUGUUCAAAAAUUCCUACCAUUCGAAUAGGAUAUAUCCCGUGAGCACAAAGAAUAGUGUUGCCGCUGGGUGA